AUGAUCCGCUCGGUCGUGCUAUUACUACUGGGCUCUAUGGCGCUGGCCACUGCCGUGCACGUGACGAUUCCGUCGGGCGCUAUCGAGUGCUUCUCCGUUGAGGCAGAGAGCUACAAGCAAGGCAUCUCUCUCAACUACGAGGUCCUUCGUGGCGUAGCAGACGAGCUGAAGACGGAGCUCUUGGACGGCAAACAGCAGGUCGUGUAUACUCGCACUGGUGCGUCAGGGCGGUACGUGAGUCCCAUUGGAGAAGGAGGGAUGCACUCAGUGUGCUUUGACAAUGAGCAUACGAGUGCGGGAGACGUGGUCGUUGGCUUCUCGUUCCAUGCCGACGAUCCGAGCCACGAGGUGCUCUCGAACGCGGACGCUACUAAAAUCAAGCACGUGCAGGAGCUGGAGGACAUUGUGUACGAGCUGAGCGUGAACCUCGACACGGUGAAAGACACCCAAGCAUACAUGAAGGCGAUUACAAACCACCAUGACCAGCUGAUCACGAGCACACACAGUCGCAUCAUGUGGUGGACGGUCAUCGAGCUGCUCGUACUCACGUCUGUCUCAGUCGCGCAGAUUUCGUUCUUGCGGCGCGCGCUCGAGGUGCGACGGAUCCUGUAG
Molecule: messenger RNA, 612 nt
Organism: Peronospora matthiolae
Lineage: Eukaryota; Oomycota; Peronosporomycetes; Peronosporales; Peronosporaceae
Source: the annotation of a GenBank genome assembly